GCUCAAUUGGGCCUCCUCUUGAACCCUUCCAGAGGGGCUAGCGUCAAGGCUUCUGCUGCUCCAACUCUCACUCCUACCUUGCAGGUUGAACCCAGGACAAAGGAAGAACAGCUGCUGGCAAACUAUGUCCGUGUCUUUGUCAUGCUUCCAUUAGAUGUGAUAUCAACAAACAAUAAUUUUACAAUGAGAGAAAUCUCAGCAAACAACUUGCAGAGCUCAAAGCUGCAGGUGUAGAUGGACUAAUGCUAGAUGUGUCGUGGGGACUGGUGGAGAAGACCGAAAAAUAUGAUUGGUCAGCAUACAGGAGCUUGUUUAAAUUGAUCCAGGAAUAUGGAUUUAAGCAGCAACCCAUCAUGUCAUUUCAUCAAUGAGGAGGCAAUAUUGGGGACACCAUAACUAUAACCAUCCCCCAAUUGGUUAUUGAUAUUGGUAAAUCAAAUCCAGAUAUAUUCUUUACAAACAAAUAAGGUAAUAAGGACAAAGAAUACCUGUCUUUUGGAAUAGACAAUAUCCCCAUAAUUGCUGGGCGUACAGCUAAAGAGGUUUAUAUCGAUUACAUGAAGAGCUUCAAAGAUAACCUGUCUGAUAUUUUGGAGUCAGACCUUAUAAGUGAGAUAGAGGUCGGCCUUGGUCCGUGUGGGAAGUUAAGAUAUCCAUCAUACCCCGCUAGUCAAGGCUGGUUAUUCCCAGGAAUUGGAGAAUUCCAGUGCUACGACAAAUAUCUUCAGGCACAUUUAAAAGCAGCUGCAGAAAAAGGAGGACACCCAGAAUGGGCAUCAGAACCAAAGGAUGCAGGGACAUACAAUGACACCCCCGACAAGACCAAGUUUUUCUGUGACAAUGGACGUUUCCAGACUGAGGCAGGAAAGUUCUUCCUCACAUGGUACUCCAAUGCGCUCUUGGAACAUGGCGCUGGAAUUCUAGAUGCAGCCAAUGAAAUAUUCCAAGGAUAUAAAGUCAAUCUUGCAGCUAAGGUAUCAGGGAUGCAUUGGUGGUACAAGACAGAGAGCCAUGCCGCAGAGGUCACUGCAGGCUACUACAACUUGAACGGAUACCGGCCCAUUGCAAGGAUGCUUUCCCGGCAUUAUGGUUCCCUCAAUUUCACAUGUAUUGAGAUGCGAGACUCUGAGCAGCCUGCAGAAGCAAAAUCUGGCCCAGAGAGACUUGUACAACAGGUUUUAAGUGCGGCGUGGAGAGAAGGUGUUGAAGUUUCAUGUGAGAAUGCCCUUUCCCGAUAUUACAGGACCGGAUAUAAUCAGAUAAUACAUAACGCAAGGGCAAAUGGCAUCACAACUCCCCCUUCAAAACUGAGGAUCUCAGCAAUGACAUACCUACGGCUAUCAGACGAACUCUUGAAAGCAGAAAACUUCAAGUUAUUCAAAGCAUUUGUCAAGAAAAUGCAUGCUGGUCUGGAUUAUAACCCAGAUCCAGAAAAAUACUUCAACCCAAGAGUGCCAUUGAAACAUUCAAAACCAAAAAUGUCAAUUGAGGAGAUACUGGAUGCAUCAGAACCAUUGCUGGAACCAUUCAAGUUUGAUGCUGGAGAUAAUGAAGGUAUUACUGAUGCAGACGUUAUUGAGGAAACCUCUCUGGUAGAUCAAAUAAUAAAAUCAAUCGCAUCAAUACUUUCAUGGGGCAAGUAGAAAAAGCAGAGCGUAGACAUCAGUCUCUUGACAUGUACCCAGUACCACAAAGAUGUAGAAAAAAAAAAAUGUAAAUUGGAUAGACACUGAUAUCAUUGUGUACUGCAACCAAGUCCUAUGAUGAAUGCCUUCAUGGUGAGAAAUGUAAAACUGCAAGAGCUUUCUUAAUUAAAGCAGUUGCGGCGAAUCCAAUUACUAAUAACACACGCCAAAGCCAUGUUUCUAAAGAGAUAUCCUUGAGAGCAACAAGAAACUCUAUGAGACACUUCAACUUGAGUGUCUCAAUUCUAGUUUAAGGAAUUUGGAUUCGUUACAUAUAUUUAAGAAGAUAAGUGUGACUCCGGAUUUGGCAGAACCCCUACAAGUAGUUUAUCUAGUGAAGUACAAGGCAAAUUAAUGGAAAGGAAAGCUCAUGUUCAGACAACUGCACAGAGAUAUGUAUAAAGCACAAAGGUAGCAAAUAAAGGAUGAAAGACCACCAGAUUAAAUGAAACAAAGAUGAAAAAAGUAAGAAAAGUAAGAGUCAGAUUGGAGUGUAACAAUGAAAAAUUAAUAUCACGAUACCAGAUGACAAUAUGUGCAAACUUAACCACCCUCAUGACAGUCUUGCUGGUAAUAAAAUCUAAAAAAUC
This is a messenger RNA of Amborella trichopoda, 2275 nucleotides long. RefSeq names its product beta-amylase-like. The record is from RefSeq and is a predicted model, not a curated record. Gene Ontology annotation, biological process: polysaccharide catabolic process. Gene Ontology annotation, molecular function: beta-amylase activity. NCBI's taxonomy places the organism in Eukaryota, Viridiplantae, Streptophyta, Magnoliopsida, Amborellales, Amborellaceae.